AUGGCCAGUGCUACAAAAAUCCAAUUGGUGAUGGACAUCAUCGACGGCGCGUUAUACGACAAAUCCAAACCGUGGGACGCUACAUUUGGACGGGUGGAAGCUCUAACCGGCCUACCCAGGUUCAAGGUGCUGAUGUGCGUCGUCCUGCUGACUUCUGUGCUGCUCGUGUACGGGUCCAGCGCGGAAGUUGUCAGCAACGCGAUUGGGCUCGUUUACCCAGCGGUGGCGACGAUAUCGCUGACCGUCUCGCCCCCGAUGUGGCGAAAGUACGACCGCGUGUCCGCUGCCACCGAGGCUCUGAACGAGAAGUUCACGUACUGGAUGACGUUUACGGCGAUCCUGAUCCUGGAGUCGCUCUGCCGGCCGGUCCUGCGGCUCUUACCGCUGUACCAGAUGUGCAGGACGUGGUUUUUCAUCUGGUGUUUCGCGCCCAUCCGAGACAACGGCUCUGCGUACAUAUAUGACGCAAUCAUACGUCCGCGGUUCGAGCUCAGUGUUGAUUCAGACUGA
This is a messenger RNA of Macrosiphum euphorbiae (potato aphid), 510 nucleotides long. NCBI's taxonomy places the organism in Eukaryota, Metazoa, Arthropoda, Insecta, Hemiptera, Aphididae. The record is from the annotation of a GenBank genome assembly.